GGGAUCAGCCAGCGUUCGUUCAGUAUCAUUUGGUGAUCAUGUUGACGUGGUUGUACACCCUCAUCAGUCUGUGUGAAACUCAUAGACAGAAAUGAGUGAAGAUCAGCCACGGAUUCAGAUGGACCUGGCUUUUGGUUCAGCAAAACCCUAUGGUUCCUCUAGAAGUAUUGUCAGGAGAAUAGCAGCUAGUCUUCCCAUUAAACCAUGUUCCAGGGUUCAUUUUCAGCUUUUCCCGUACAACGAGGACUCUGGUGUCCUUAUCGGCACCAGGAAGCAAGUGGGCCUGGUGGCCUCACUUGCUGAUAUUGCUUGGAUUGACAGAGAUGAAGAGGAUGAUGAUGAUGAUGAUUACCUUGGCAGACCCCGGUCAGGGAUCCCACCGGGGCUCGUGUUUCGUGCCCAAAGGCUCCAUCCUGGGAGACAACCCCUCACUCGUCAGAGCUCACUACCCAGCCUGCAUCAGGGAGCUUCAGACCCGCAGGGGGCAUCAACGGCGAACGAUGAGGCAAUCCAGAAAAUCAGCGCUCUGGAGACGGAACUGCUCAAACUUCGAGCCCAGAUAGCUCAGAUUGUCCUGGCUCAGGAAAAAACUGCACAGUCAGCUGCUGCUACAGGGGCUCCUCCUCCACCUUCUGGUACUCUUCCUCCUCCUCCCCCACCCCCUCCUCCUCCUCCUCCUCUACCACCACCAGGAUUACAGAGGACAUUUUCAGCCAUUGAUUUGAUAAAAGAGCGCAAAGGAAGGAAGACGACUGAUCCGGCAGCUCUGGACUCAAGGACGACAGAAAUCCCCAGCAUGCUUGAAAUCUUAAAGGACAUCAACAAAGUGAAGCUGCGCUCUGUAAAAAGUCGUCCGGGGGAAUACGAGGUCAAGGCGAAGUCACAGGAGCCGGUAGACGCUGCGGCUCUCAUCGCUGAAGCCCUGAAGCGCAAGUUCGCUCAUCGCUAUCAGCAAGGCAGUGGACAGGAAGACCAGGAAGAUUUCAGACUUCCUGUCCCAGAGGUUAAACCUCAACCUGAACCCCCUCUGUUUGGGCAGCACAUGUUGAAACAAACUGGAAAGAGAAAGUUUCUCUGA
This is a messenger RNA of Nematolebias whitei (Rio pearlfish), 1078 nucleotides long. RefSeq names its product mitochondrial fission regulator 1 (gene mtfr1). Gene Ontology annotation, cellular component: mitochondrion. The transcript has 8 exons. Bases 92 to 1078 code for a protein of 328 amino acids. The record is from RefSeq and is a predicted model, not a curated record. Lineage: Eukaryota; Metazoa; Chordata; Actinopteri; Cyprinodontiformes; Rivulidae. Gene Ontology annotation, biological process: aerobic respiration; mitochondrial fission.